AUGUCGAAGAAGAAGAGCGAGGAGUACCUCAAGCAGCGCGAGAGCGGCUUCAACCUGUCGGGCGUGCACCAGGAGCGUCUGCCGCAGUACAACGCGCUGCUGGACCGGAACCUGCGCCACCACUUCGAGAGCCGACCGCUGCAAAGCCACCUGAACGAGCUCGGGCUGAUCGACCAGCGCGGCCGCAUCGUGGACCUGGACAAGCAGAAGUCCAAGCUCUUCAUCAUCGACCAGGAGUUCAAGCUGGCCGAGGAGGCCGAGAGGAAGAAGCAGCGCGAGGAGGAGGAGCUGCGCCGCCGCGUGCAGCUGAAGCGGCACGACGCGCUCAACAACGCGCGUCAGAAGGAGAAGCUGCUGCAGCUCAAGGAAGAGAAGAAGAUCGCGCGCGAGAUCGUGCAGGCCGCCAAGGGCUACAGCUCCGUCAGCAAACCACCAGGAAGCAGAUAA
This is a messenger RNA of Phytophthora sojae, 447 nucleotides long. RefSeq lists its product as hypothetical. The record is from RefSeq and is a predicted model, not a curated record. The coding region runs from base 1 to 447 and encodes 148 amino acids. Lineage: Eukaryota; Oomycota; Peronosporomycetes; Peronosporales; Peronosporaceae. The transcript has a single exon.